AUGAUGGCUUGUUUACAGCCAAGUAAUCGUGUUCGGGCACAGAUGGCAAUCAAAAACCUUGGUGGCAAGUCCAAAAACCAGAAUUUAUAUCCGUACGAAGAGAAACACUUUGCCAGCUUCGUAAACAAGCAGAGCGAACAUAUAGGCGGGAACCUUCGUGGCGCUUUGCAGGCUAUGGGAGUCACAUAUCAACAAGUAGCAGAUCUCAAAUCGACACGCGAUUCAAGCAUCAAAACUGACGUCAUCAAACCAAUGAAUGAGAUAACACUGAAAGAACUUUCCAAUUUACAGAAACUUCGAAAAACCUGCUCGGACGCUCAAAGAGAGUUGACUGCUGCGGAGAAGAAUAGAAAUAACGUUGGUGACCAGGCGUCGAUUGAACGGAGAGAGAAAGCCUUGAGAGCGCACACAGAAGCCAACACACGACUCCAAAAUGCUAUCUCAGAUUUCAGGCGGGAUGAGCCUAAGAGACUGUUGGUCCUUCAGUCGGCAGCCGAAAUUCAAUUAGAUUAUUACAAGAAGGCUAUGGAGGCAUUUCAAAAUUUGGUUCAGGAACUAAGUUCAAUCCAGAGCAACGCGACCUACAAUGUAGAAAAUCAACCAUCAACACUGAACAACUUCGGGGAGUACGGAGUGUCUCAGGGAGGCAGUCAAAUGACAUCCGAUUUCGGUUUCACUGCCACUGUCAAAAGAAAUGAAUCACACGACAAUUACAGCAGUAACGCCGGAGCCAAAACUGGACGAUGCCGCGCCCUGUACGAAUUCGAGGCCGAGACCGACGACGACCUACCUCUUCAGAAGGGCGACAUAGUCACCAUCAUUCAACAGUACAAAUUCAUGCAAAAUGACCAUUAUUUCGUUGUCGUUCAGGUUGAUAAUCAAUGGUUCUACGGAGAAUGCAACGGCCGCAAGGGGCACUUCCCAGUAGAGUAUGUGGAGGUUCUUGAACCACUGAACUAG
This is a messenger RNA of Mesocestoides corti, 960 nucleotides long. NCBI's taxonomy places the organism in Eukaryota, Metazoa, Platyhelminthes, Cestoda, Cyclophyllidea, Mesocestoididae. The record is from the annotation of a GenBank genome assembly.